UUUGGACUAAUCUAAUGAAAGCUUAAGGGACCAGACCGAGAGUGAAAGAUAUAAAUAAACUCAGAACGCGCCGCCGCCCCCCGUUGUUAUUAUCCCUGAUCAUCAGAAAGUUUCUGCACUGCUGAGCGCAGACGUUUUGCGACAACCUCCGUCAUAGGGCCUUCGUUUGCUUGUUUAACUUCAUUGAAAUCGAAAUCAAGAAAACAUGUCGCAUCAAUACUCCCGGCAACUGCAACAUCAAAAUUGGAAUUCCAACAACAAAGCCCAGAAAAUAUUCGUGCCCAAAACCCAAAAUCGAACCACCGAAAACCCUAAUCCCACUCUCUCGACUUCUUUGAGGCAGUCUCAAUUGAAAGAAUCCAAUGCGGCAGGGACGUCGAGCGGUGCCAGUGUCUCCGGGGAGUCGAGCAGGAUUCGCGUGGGGGAGAACGGGGACUGGGUGGCGAGCAAAGCGGUGGCUGCUAAUGGUGGGAAAUUCGUAAAUUACUUGCCCCAAGAUGAGGCAGUUGCUGCUGGUCUUGGCGCCGAUGAAGGAGGCAUGGAUCCCGUGGAGUCACAGAGAGUUGUGGAUCUCUUGAACAGAGAGUUGUCUCGGUUGCUCAAGUUGAGCCCUAGAGAGUUCUGGAAAGAAGUAGCUAUAGACACUUCCCUGCAUGGAUUCCUGGACAGUUUCCUACAAUUCAGGAGCAGAUGGUAUGAUUUCCCCAAUCAUGGAGCCAAGGGUAUUUUAGCUGGAGUCAUUGUUGGAGAGUCUGAGUUAAGCCGCCGUGUUUUCAUGGUGUUAUAUCGCAUAUCUUCUAAUAGGGAUCCGGGUGCUUGCGCUUCUGAGAGUCUUAGUAUGAAAGACCAUGUAGUAUUUUUGCAGGAAAAGAAUUUGCUGGACUUGCCUAAGUUGCUGGAUAUAUGUGCCAUCUAUGGUCAUGAAAAUGAAGAUUUGACCAGAUUGCUUGUGCGCAAUGCUUUGAAAGCUCAGCCUUGGAUUCACGAUAAUAUGACUGCCUUAAUGUCUCAUUUCUUGGGCAUUGUCCACACAAUGCAUCAACGUUGCAGCUCAUCUUUGGAGGCGCUAUUUUCCCCUGAGAAUCGUGAAAUUGGAUCCAGUUUGCUUCUUGCUGAUUUUAUAGAGGUGAUGGACUUCAUAAAUGAUGCGGUUGCUUCCAUGGAUGCUUUCGUUGCUGCCUACAAACCAGCAGCUGUGUUCUUCUCCUGCCCUGUUGGAACAAGUUAUGGGAAUGACGAAUUGCUCAGCACAUUUGCCAGAUUGCAUGAUUCUUUGCUUCCAUCUUUACGACGGGGGUUCCAGAUUAUUGCUAUGGAGGGUGAUGGUGAAAGGCUAUCAAAUAUUUCUAUGAGUUUGAAGAUGUUGUCAAUGAGAAUGGUCAACUUAGGUUGGAAAUUGUUAGACAUCUGUUAUUUAGGUGAUGAGAUGCUUGAAGAUGACCACCCCAUUCCAGCUAUUACUAAGAUGUUUCCUGCCGAUGUAGAAGAUCCUUUCGUAAGGGCAGAUAUAUUGGUUCAAACUUUUAGGGAAAUCAAUGGAGUAUCUAUUCAAGACAAGGACAACCAGAAGUUCGACACCUUUCUCCAGAAUGUUGAAAAGAAAUACAAUGUGAUGAGAAGACUUGAGAGUUUACAAAACAAUGGAUGGGUAACCUUGGAUGAUCAACAAUUCCAUUAUUUAUCUGGGAUAAUGAUCUCUGCUUCAAAAGGUGCUCUUAUAGGGUCAACCCUUGCACCAACCCCAGUGCCAACUAACAAAGUGCAUAUGGAUGAAGAUGUUGCUAUCACGGAGUCAAAGAUCAGUCAAAUAAAGGACCUGUUCCCUGAUUAUGGUAAAGGAUUCUUAGCUGCCUGUCUUGAAGCGUAUAACCAUAAUCCAGAGGAGGUCAUCCAGAGGAUCCUUGAAGGAACUCUUCAUGAAGAUCUACAAUGCUUGGAUAGUUCUCUAGAGACUAUUCCGUUGUCGAAGUCUGACCCGGCUAUAAAUAGCAAGGAUAAAGGGAAGGGGAAAUUAGUUGAAUCUACAGCACUACCAUCUAUCAAACCAGUGGCUGUAGCUGGGGGUAAAAAUGUAGAUGGGCCCUCGGUUUCAUCCUCAUCUACAGUUGGUAGGUUUGUUAGGAAGUCUAAGGAUGGCUCGCCUGAUGAUAAUAUGCUUGAUGCAAGAAAUGAAAACAAUACAGCAAAGACUGCUGCACUAAUUUCCCAGUACGAGUACGAGGAUGAGUAUGAUGACUCUUUUGAUGAUCUAGGUUUGAGCAUCGGUGAAUCGCGAUUAGAUGAAAAUGAAAUGAUGGGUGACUCUGUCACCUCAAAUAUGGGGAAAGCAUGGCCUAUAGGAGCAGAAAGCUCAGCUCAAACUGCUCCCAAUAGUAAAUGGGGCUCUAGGAGGAAGCCGCAGUUCUAUGUCAAGGAUGGGAAGAACUAUAGUUACAAAGUUGCAGGUUCAGUUGCUGUUGCAAAUGCUGAUGAUGCAUCAAUAGUUACCCAAGCUCAGGGAGAACUAAUUCAUGGCCUUGGACGAGGAGGAAACUUGCCUCUUGGUGCGGUGAAGAAACUGAUGGAACGCGAGGAACAAUAUAAUAAGCAAUCUGAUGUUUCCAAUGUAGAAGAGAAAGGGAAUACAAGAAAUAUGAGUAGCAGGGGAGGUAGAGGAAGAAGGCCUAGCGAGGCAAAUGACAACCAAGAUAGGCAUUUGAGUGGCAGGGGAGGUAGAGGGAGAAGGCCUAGCGAGGCAAAUGACAACCAAGAUAGCCAUUUGAGUGGCCGGGGAGGUAGCGGGAGAAGGCCUAGCGAGGCAAAUGACGACCAAGAUAGCCAUUCAAAUAAUUUGGAGGGCGAUGGGAGAGAAGAUUCAGCAAAUCAGAGGGGCAGAGGAGGAAGGAGAGGAGGAGGGAGAAAUAAUUACAGGAAGGAUCGUGCCAUGAAAAAGCACUUUGCUGGAUUGUCAGGCUAUUAGGUACAUAUAGGAAAAAUGCUAUACUCUUCUCGAAUUUUUCCAUGGGAGGAAAGUUUAAUGAACACUGGAGGGAUUUGAACUCGAGUUGCAGCCAAUGGUAUGGUUUGGUUCUCAUGGAAAAUGCCGAUUCCUGACAAGGUUUUGGUUCAUUUCAAUAAGUAAGAUAUUGGUUUUCUUCUUUCUUUGGAGGCGUCCUGUUUUAGAAUUGUCUACCUUAAUGUUCAGCUGCAGAGAUCACCUGAAAUUUUGAUAUCAAAGACAUAUAAAGGUAUUAGUUAUUUUGGCCGUGCAACAUUGAUGUACUUCUGUGUGUCCAUACUUAAUUAUGUACAUGACAUUGCUAUGAGAUUAUACCUAAAUUACAAUGAAACUCAGACGGGCAGAA
This is a messenger RNA of Tripterygium wilfordii, 3344 nucleotides long. RefSeq names its product activating signal cointegrator 1 complex subunit 2. NCBI's taxonomy places the organism in Eukaryota, Viridiplantae, Streptophyta, Magnoliopsida, Celastrales, Celastraceae. The transcript has 9 exons. The coding region runs from base 206 to 2959 and encodes 917 amino acids. Gene Ontology annotation, molecular function: ubiquitin binding. The record is from RefSeq and is a predicted model, not a curated record.